Solanum pennellii is the source of this 769-nucleotide messenger RNA. RefSeq names its product upstream activation factor subunit spp27. NCBI's taxonomy places the organism in Eukaryota, Viridiplantae, Streptophyta, Magnoliopsida, Solanales, Solanaceae. The coding region runs from base 199 to 501 and encodes 100 amino acids. The transcript is spliced from 3 exons. Gene Ontology annotation, cellular component: nucleus. The record is from RefSeq and is a predicted model, not a curated record.
GAAAAUAUAUAUAUUAAAAGAAUAAAUCUAAUCAAUUAUAACAAAUGGUAUUUAGGAAAAUAAAUUGUAUUAAGCCAACUAAUACUUCUACGACCAAGCCCCUUGCAGAAAAAGGAAUUGGCAGAACGGCGAGCACCAAAUCGUUGCCCCCAAAUUCCAUUGCUGACGAGUGACGAGGGAAGUGAAAAGGCUAACAAGAUGCUGCCACAGCGGAUGAAAAAGGUUAUGACAGACAACCCAAAAAAGUUAGCCAAUUUGAUUGACCUAGUAAAUCUCCCUUCAACACUUAGAGAGUUCAUGGGUCAGUCGCAAACCUCCCGCUUGGGUUGUUUUAAGCGUGUCUGGUCUUACAUCAAAGAAAACAAUCUCCAGGAUCCGAACAACAAGAACUUGGUUAAUUGCGAUGAAAAGUUGAAGAGUGUGUUGUUGGGUAAGCCCCAGGUUGAGCUUACUGAACUACCAACGCUGAUCAAGUUGCACUUCCCCAAGCAACCAAGAUGAUUGAGUUUAUUGUAAUGUUUAAUCUUAGUGCUUAAUCUUCGAACACUAUAUAGACUCCACAGAUUUUACGAAGAGUUAGGCUGAUUAAGUAUCCUGGUAAAAUGACUUGUCUUAUGAGUUACUAGUCAAAGCUCUACAAGCAGAAGCAGCUCUAGAGUUUUGCAUUUUGCCAUAUUUUACUUUCUAGAGUUUUGCGUUUUGCCAUAUUUUACUUUCGUAUUCUCGAAGAUGCUACCCUUUACUGUAGUGAUGCUCUUUUUUUUAACUU